AUGAAGCUAUUAUAUUGUAUUAUUCUUUUUCCAUUGCUUGUCUUCAAUGGAUAUGUUGACGGUCAAUUUUUACUUCCACCGAUCAAUUUGAAUGAAUACGAUGCAUACGGAUCACUUCUAGCUAUGAAUGAAUAUUUAAGUAUAUUAGCUCAAAAUGAUCAAGAACAAUUCACAAUAAUUACAUAUCCAUUUUCAAAUCGAUCAGAAAAAUGCAGUUUACCCUACAAUGUAAUAGCACAAAAUCAAACAUCGUUGAUUCGAUUUGUUUACAGUGUAGUCAUUGGAGCAAAACAAAAUGAAAGUCAAUUGUUUUUUUCUUAUAUUAAUGAAAAUUGGCGACGAGACGUUUUUUUAACAAUUAUCUUUCUCGAACCGACAAGUGAAGGUUGUGUUCAAGUUGUCAGUCAAGUAGCAAUCAAUAUAACUGAUCUUCAAAUGCAAGAACAUGCUAUUGUUGGUAUAGAUCCAUACGGAAAACGCGCUUAUGCAGUUGGUAUAUAUUACAUUGUAUGCUAUGAAAUUGGAACAGGUACUAAAUGGCAACUCGAUACUAAGCAAUUAUAUGGAAAUGAAAAUAGUUUUGAGAUUUACUUCUUUCCAAAAGCUUUAGCUAUUACUGAAGAUCAAAUUAUUUUCAUCGUUGGUCAAAGAUUUACUAAUUCACAAUUUUCUCCUUAUUUAUUUGUGCUGAAUUUUCUGUCAACAGAUAGUGUUACUCUGUCUUCAAGUACGGAAUUAGCUAAAUUUAAUUUUGGUCCUACUGCAAUCGAUAUCACUCGCAAUUCAAUUAUGUCUAUUGCUGUUUUGGAUGAUGUUAAUUGGUUCAUUAUUGGUAUUCCUUAUUUGAAUAUGAUUCUCCUCUUAUCUUGGAAACGUUCCGAUGCAAAUGAAGCACCGAUCAUCUUACAAAAACAUAUCUCAUCACACAAAGAUAUCUUAUUCGGCAAGUCUGUUGCUUUACUCGAUAACAAUACAUUUGUUAUACUUGCUCACGCUUUACCCACUCUACCAUGGUCUACAUCACAAGUGCAGGUAUAUUCGAUCUCUGAUGAUGAACUAAAUCAACAACCAUUAAUUAUCUAUCCGAACAAUCAACAGAUUAUUCCUUCAUUGAAUUCUCAACCACCUCCACAUAGUAUUUUAACUGUUGUAUCUUGGAAAUCGCAUUUGGGUUUAGUAUUUGAUGUUGGCGUUGCUCUGCUCCUUUCAAGUAGUCUACCCGGUUACUACUCCGCUCAACUUGACGAUGAUAUAUCCAAUAUGGCAGUUUACAGUUCUGUGCCAUGUAUUCCAGGUACUGCACGUAAUACAAUUAGUAUUGGUCCUUGUUUUCUUUGUCCGUCAAAUACAAAAAAUAAUGGUACGUUAGGAAUUGAAUGUGAACCAUGUAUUUCAAAUGAUUCUUCAUUAUGUUUACGUGGUUCAUUACCUGAAAUUCCUAUGGACAACGUUUCAACAUAUGAUCAAGCUAUUCCUUAUCCAAAUUCGCCAGAGUUAGUUGAAUUCGAUGAUAUACUCUUGGAAUAUCUUUUUAGUCUAACGGCGACACCAUCCCAUUGUUUACUUAUUUCGCCACUUUUUUGGACGUGUCUCGCAAUCGGCGUGGGAUUAAUAAUUUUUCUUGUAAUGACUAUUCUCGUUUGUUUUCCACAGCUUAAACCCCAUCGAACAUUGUUCAAGAAAUGUUUACAACAUAUAGAUCUGGUAGGUGAAGGUGAAGUAUGGUUUGGAGGUUUAAUAACAUUUGCCAUUAUUGUACUGUUAGUAUUCACUUGCAAAUUUAUUGUUUCAUUCACACAACUCUAUCCGAUUGAAACAAUAUCAUCGAAUAUUGAAGAAACAUCGACAUGUGAGCCACUAAUAUCAAAUACUAAGUUUACUAGUGGUCUGCAACUUCUCACUAUUGGUCAACACGAUGAAGAGAAGCCUAUAUUUACUAUGCUCGACGAACAAAAUAUUAUUCUUACGGUUCAUUUCGUUGGAACCAGUUUCAAUUGUGAUCAUUUAAUGAUGCAAGAGAAUUUAAAUCGAGGAAAGAAAAUCUCAUUAAACAAUUUCAAUUGUUCCUAUGACAGUGAAAUUAAUAUUCUUUCUGUUUCAACAUUAUUACCACAACAUCUGAUUACGAUGCAGUUUGAUUUGAUUGGACCUUAUUUUGUUGGUGGACUUCGUAUAUGUCUCUCGGAUACAUCUCGAACGAUCGAUGAUGAUGACAAAUAUACAUUACAAGAACUUGAUUUCUGUCAAUUUUUCUAUGCAGAUAAUGAAACAUUAUCAAUAAAUCCAACUAUUAAUAUUAAAAUGACAAAAGUUGUCAAUCGAACAGUCGGUUAUACAACAGAUAUUGAUACGAUUUUUAGUGGUAUAUGGAUCCCAACGUUAACAAUAAAUUCAUUUGCUGACACACUUCUAUUUAAUGAAUAUGGCGAAUAUAUACGGUAUUUAUCUGAUCGUGUUACUUUGAUAGUUGACAUGAGUGAAUCAGAAUUUUUUAUGAUGAAUACACAAGAACCUAUCGCUCGACAUACUGAAAUUGUAUUACAUACAUUUCUCUUUACAAUUGUGCUUCUGGAUCUGUUUGGCCUAUUUUUUCUUGUGACUAAAUUGUUAAUUGUUCCUCUUCUGAAACUUAUCCACCGACGAUUCUUUACCAAGACAGAACGACCAAUCGAAAAUCAUGAAAAACUUGUACGACUUACUCGUGUCAGUCCAUUUACUGAUCAUCAACUGUAA
Messenger RNA from Adineta steineri, 2733 nucleotides. NCBI's taxonomy places the organism in Eukaryota, Metazoa, Rotifera, Eurotatoria, Adinetida, Adinetidae. The record is from the annotation of a GenBank genome assembly.